AUGGCUGCUGGUUUUGGGCUCCUUGUUGUAUUUGGUCUCUGGGAGACAUUUUCUAAGGUGAAAUAUCCUCUAUGUCCUCCACACAUUUUUCGCUCUCACAAAGGCCGAGAGUUCACAGUGCCAUUCAUUUUGGCAUUUAUUGUUACCAUGUUCUACUACGGUAUCAAUAUUAUCUAUCCCACAAUGAUCAACGUAUUUUACAUUACGACAGAUACAUCUCGUGCCGAAGAGCUGGUGCUUACGCUACCCGGAAAUCUUGGUCUCGUGUUCGGCGCAUGCCUUCUGAUAGGAUUUGGCAACCUUCUUGGCCAUUGGAAAUACACACUCAUUACCGCGUGGUGCGGGAUGACACUAUUCGGUGGAUUAAUGGGGUUGGUCACGCCUUACAACAAGGGUAUGAUGAUUGCGUUUACAUUCUUGAUGCAAAUGUUCUUCGGCUGGUCACAAUACGAAAGUAUCGCCUUCACCCAAUUAGGCGUGCCACAGACAGAGCUCGGCAUCUCCGGUGGACUUGCAGGUGUUGCACGUUAUGCUGGAGGAUCGCUAGCUCAGGCGAUUUAUACGACCAUCCUAACCAACACUCAACAGAGUCGUGUUGCUGCAACUCUUCCGAAAGCAGCGAUUGCCGCUGGUCUCGAUGCUAAGUAUGGUGCGGAUAUUCUUACAGCUUUUCCCCAAGGUGCUGACGCUUUGGCCGCCAUACCCGGCAUCACCCCAAGCAUUAUCGCAGCGGCUAGCGAAGCGUAUAAGUGGUCUUAUGCAUAUGGUUUAAAGAUGUGUGCUCUGUCGUCUCUCGCUUUUGCAGGCGUCGGACUUGUCUGUUGUUUGUUAUUGGAGAACAUCGACGCCAAAAUGAACAACAAGACCGAGAUCUUCCUGGAGAACGACAUUUACGCCGAGAAGAACAAAUACCACUAG
Messenger RNA from Phaeoacremonium minimum UCRPA7, 918 nucleotides. RefSeq names its product putative fungal trichothecene efflux pump protein. The record is from RefSeq and is a predicted model, not a curated record. The coding region runs from base 1 to 918 and encodes 305 amino acids. Gene Ontology annotation, biological process: transmembrane transport. The transcript has 4 exons. NCBI's taxonomy places the organism in Eukaryota, Fungi, Ascomycota, Sordariomycetes, Togniniales, Togniniaceae. Gene Ontology annotation, molecular function: transmembrane transporter activity.